Molecule: messenger RNA, 959 nt
Organism: Desarmillaria tabescens
Lineage: Eukaryota; Fungi; Basidiomycota; Agaricomycetes; Agaricales; Physalacriaceae
Product: snare protein YKT6
Exons: 4
Coding region: 82-681 (199 amino acids)
Biological process (GO): endoplasmic reticulum to Golgi vesicle-mediated transport
Cellular component (GO): membrane; Golgi apparatus
Molecular function (GO): SNAP receptor activity
Source: RefSeq, a predicted model, not a curated record
UGAUGAUCGCCAGGAGGCACAGCCAAGCACACGUCAAUAACCCGGCAUUCCACCUCAACCACCACUGACGAACUCGUUACGAUGAAAGUUUUCUCUAUCUCUGUCAUUUUGGCGCCUCCAAGCGGACAGUGUACCGUACUGAGCACUGCCAGUGACCUGUCGUCCUACUCUUUCUACCAGAAAGGCUCAGUCGGCGAAUUCAUGACCUUCUUCUCCAGAACUGUUGCAGAGCGUACUGCACAGGGCCAACGGCAGAGCAUUCAGGAGAACAAUUAUACUGCCUAUGUAUACAAUAGAGGUGGCGCCGAGCAAUUGGCAGGCGUUAUUAUAACUGAUCAGGAAUAUCCUGUCCGCCCCGCCUUUUCUCUGCUCUCAAAGUUGCUGGACGACUUCACCGCCAAAGUCCCACAGUCAUCGUUUAGCGAUCCUUCAUCCAUUUCCUUCCCCGACAUCAACACCUACCUUCAGAAGUAUCAGGAUCCCAGGCAGGCCGACACUAUCAUGAGAGUCCAACAGGAGCUAGAUGAGACCAAGAUCGUACUUCACAAGACGAUCGAGUCUGUCUUACAGCGCGGUGAGAAACUAGACAACCUCGUGGAUAGAUCCAAUGCGCUUUCUGCCCAGAGCAAAAUGUUUUACAAGACGGCCAAGAAGCAAAACUCCUGCUGUGUUAUUAUGUGAAGGUCUAUCAUUUUACACCGCCUGCACAUUUUUCUUCGUCAUCUUCAUCUUGUAUACAUAGAUACCCUCUACAUGUACAGAUUUUUCAUGGAUAUAGCUGAUAAUACCUCAAUAAUGACCAUCAUGGGUCGAUAUUAUAUGUGGGUAAUAAACGCAACGAUAUAGACCAACUUUCAACUAUCUAGUUCCAAGCCUAAUGUUGAUUUGGAGCCUAAUUAUCUACUGACUGAAACAUAAACCAAAAUUGAUGGCCAGGCAUAAAGGAGACAUCUUAAAUA